ACAUGAAAGUACAAAAAAUGUCCCAUCAUCCAACUAGCACCACUCACAUCUUUCUUUAUGAAAGCAAAAUGAUUAAAUCCAUGCAUGGGUGAACCCGUCUUUAUCUAUGCAUGAAGGUCAGUACAUCACAUAUCGAAUUCUUCGUUCUCUUUAUAGCUGAAUCUUCCAGAUAUAGAUUACCUGCAAAUCCAGUAAGUGUUAAGAGUGAGAAUUGUAACACAAAGGAGUCUCAAAAUAUUCAAGAAAUAGAAGAUGAAGAGGCACAAGCAGAAGUAGAAACGUGGAAAUACGUAUUUGGGUUCUCCAAUAUUGCAGCUGUGAAGUGUGCAAUAGAGCUUGGAGUAGCUGAUGUCAUUGAAAAUCAUGAAGGCCCCAUUACCCUAUCUGAGCUAUCUUCCAAGCUUGGAUGUGCUUCAUCCUUUCUCAAUCGGAUCAUGAGGUUCUUGGUGCAUCACAAUAUUUUCAAGGAGAAAUACACUAUCCAUGGCACAGUCGGUUAUGUACAGACACCUCUCUCUCACUGUCUGCUCGGUAAGGGAGAGAAAAGUUUGAAACCUCUGUUUUUGCUAGAAAGUAGCCCGGUGAUGCUGGCGCCAUGGCAUUUUCUAAGCAAACGUGUUCGCCAAAAUGGAAGUACUGCAGCGUUUGAGGCGGCUCACGGCGACGACAUAUGGAAAUACGGCGCUGCAUUUCCUGAUCACAGCAAGCUAUUCAACGAUGCAAUGGCUUGUCAUGCUAGGAUUGCUGUACCUAGGAUGAUUGAGAAAUGUCCAGAAGUGUUUGAUGGAGUAAAAACUCUUGUAGAUGUUGGUGGGGGUAAUGGGACUUCUCUGAGCCUGCUGGUUAAAGCUUUUCCAUGGAUUCAGGGCAUUAACUUUGAUCUUCCUCAUGUGGUCUCCACCGCAAUAGAAUGUGAUGGCGUUACACAUGUUGGUGGUGACAUGUUUGAGAGUGUUCCAAAGGCUGAUGCUGUUGUCCUCAUGUGGGUUCUGCACGACUGGAAUGACGAGGAAUGCAUUCAAAUCCUAAAGAACUGUAAAGGAGCAAUUCCAAAGGAAAAUGGAAAGGUGAUAAUGGUUGAAGUUGUUGUAGGAGAAGAGAAAGACGACAAGCUUGAGUUCGUGAGGGUUAUGCUGGACAUGGUGAUGAUGGCUCAUACUAACUCUGGCAAAGAGAGAACCUACAAGGAAUGGGACUAUAUUCUUGCAGAGGUUGGCUUUAGCCGUCACACUGUAAGAUAAAUUGGAGAAGUGCUUUCUGUCAUCGAGGCCUUCCCUUGAUCACCAACUCCAAGUUUGUUCUACGUGUGCUCAUUAAUCCCAUGCCUGGCGUUUGCUUUGCUUA
Manihot esculenta (cassava) is the source of this 1344-nucleotide messenger RNA. Its product is annotated as acetylserotonin O-methyltransferase. Gene Ontology annotation, biological process: methylation. The record is from RefSeq and is a predicted model, not a curated record. Gene Ontology annotation, molecular function: O-methyltransferase activity; protein dimerization activity; S-adenosylmethionine-dependent methyltransferase activity. NCBI's taxonomy places the organism in Eukaryota, Viridiplantae, Streptophyta, Magnoliopsida, Malpighiales, Euphorbiaceae. Bases 111 to 1241 code for a protein of 376 amino acids. The transcript is spliced from 2 exons.